Messenger RNA from Perca flavescens (yellow perch), 3138 nucleotides. RefSeq names its product peroxisomal membrane protein 11A. NCBI's taxonomy places the organism in Eukaryota, Metazoa, Chordata, Actinopteri, Perciformes, Percidae. The record is from RefSeq and is a predicted model, not a curated record. The transcript has 9 exons. Gene Ontology annotation, biological process: negative regulation of apoptotic process; peroxisome fission; protein folding. Gene Ontology annotation, cellular component: peroxisomal membrane; cytosol; mitochondrial envelope. The coding region runs from base 1504 to 2961 and encodes 485 amino acids. Gene Ontology annotation, molecular function: protein folding chaperone; protein binding; peptidyl-prolyl cis-trans isomerase activity.
UCAGUUCACACUCGUUCGCCAUUUGUAUCCUCAGAGUAUCUGCCUGUAUUUAUCUUGCCUUUGAUCUAUUUUUGGUCCCAGUUGCACUCAUCCAACUGGAUUUUGGUAGAUGCACUCUGUGUCACUGCAGCACACAGACACACACACACACUGAACAAAUAGUCAGUGGUGGAAGAAGUAUUUAGAUAAUUUUAAGUAGCAAUAUAGGCCUACAUUAUAUACAACAAUAUAAAAUUACUCCAUUAUAUUUGAGUAAAAAGUAAUUUUCCGAAAAAUGAAAACCCAACCACUUUAAGUAUCAAAACUAAAAGUACUUAUUAGAGUGACACGCUUCAGAAUGUUAUUUGUAUUUGUGUUACAACUAGCAAUUCAAUUCAAUUAAAUCAUUGAUCAAUCAGCUGAUUAUUUUCUCAAUUAACUGAUUAUUAGAUUUUGUCUGAAAAAUGUCAGAAAAAUGCCCAUUACAACUUCCCAGAGUCAAAAGUGACACAUUAAAUGUCUUGCUUUGUCCGACCAACAGUCUAAAACCCAAAGAUAAUCAGUUUACUAUUAAAUAAGAGUCUCUGGAAUGAACUUGUUUUGGUGGAACAUUUGCACUUUUAGUAUAGUCUUGUAUAGUUCAUCCACAGCAAUCUCCAGCAAUCAGCCCCAAAACGUCCUAGUUAAUAAAUCUUAAUCAGUCCCUGAACUAAACAGGUCUUAAACAGGUACUUCUGUUGAUUUCCGCAAUGGCUGUGGAUUCAACUAAAGAAGCCUCACAGUCACUGAUGCAGUGUUUUUUUACAAUAUGACUGGGAGGAUGUUUCUGUCUAACUAUUAUCAGUAUAACAUUAGUCUAGUUCUGCUCCUGCAGUGACAUGACAGACAAAAACAUGAAGAGAUCAAUAACUUCGAAGUGGUCUGCAAAUGUAACAACUGGGUAAUGUUUUGCCAUUAAUUUGCUGAAAAUGCCAGAUUCAUAAUAUCUACUCAUGCCUUAAUAACAGUCAGACAUUUUAAUCAACUAGUGCAGUGCCCGUUAAAAACGGGCCUGUUCGGAAUAGGCCAUUGCUGCUUGCAGCUUUCUUGAGAACCACUCAUCCAAACAACUUCACACUCAACACUGUGCUUCUUUGGGUCCUGAGAAAUACACCCGCCAUGUGUCCCCUAGCACAGUAUACGCGUCAUUUGCUAACAAUUAGCUAUUUGGGACCAGGCUAUUUCUGAGAACAAAAGCGUAUAAUUCUGAAAGUUACAUCACUGAUGCCUGAAAUGUUUAAGUGUGCUACAAUGUAACAAAUCCAGUCUGUCUUUCUUCAUAUGUUCUUAAAUGUUCUGUAGUGAGCGAUGGAGAGCGAACUUUACCCAGCAUGCUGUUCUGGGGGUUAACAAUUAAUAGGGGUCCCCUCUCAACACAUGCACUACUAAUAAACAUGUCCCAUAGAUCUCAAGAGCUCACACUCAACACUGCACUUCCUUGGGUCCUCAGCAAUACACCCGCCAAGUGUGAAGUCGAUCAGAUGAAUGGUUGUCGAUAAAUUCUACAGACAGACAGAGACUCCUUCCAUUUUGGUCAGUAUAAUGGAGACAGAGCCAUGUUGUGAAGAGCAUAAAGACCCUGCAGUGGAGCGUACAGAGCCUGAGGUAAGAGAGGCCAUUUCUGAGCUUGCUGACGGGGACAGUCACACUGAGCUGCCCUGUGGGCCUGCAGAGGAAGCCGAGGAGCCGAGUGUAAAAGAGCAGACUGAAACCGAGAGCUGUGCCGGAGAGAGUAAAAGCACUGAGAUAAAAAAAACCUCUUAUCUUGAGCAAAGUGGAGACACAGAAUGCAAGGAGCGGAGGAAACUGAAGAAAACCAACAGCUGGAAGAUGGUGCGAUUCCAAGACCCAUCAAUGGAGGAAGAUGUGUUGGAGAGAGACAGCUCAGCAGAGAGUCUCUUUCCAGAAUAUGCGAUGGUGGAGUGGACUUCCUCCAGCUUUGAGGAGCUGUUCGCGGCAGACGAUUGGCAGGACAUUACAGAGGACCGGCUGUUGAGGAAGAAGGUGGUGGAUUCCAAAUCCCUGCACGCCCUGAGCCCCGCCUGGGGCGAGGAGGUUACUGUGAAGAUGCAAUGUGUCCUGGAGGACCGCACUGUGGUGGAGAAGGACGCCAGGCUUGUCUUUGUAAUCGGAGAGGGAGAUGUGACCCAAGCACUGGAGGAGUGUGUCAUGUCCAUGCAGAAGGGCGAGAUCACAUUACUGCUGGCAGAUUCACUGUAUGCCUAUGGACUUCUGGGAAGAGAGCCUGAUAUUCCACCCUGGGCUCCUUUACUCUACCAGCUCCAGCUGCUGGACAUCAGAAAGAAACCGGACCCGUUAACUCUGCCCAUCGCAGACCGCAUCCGCAUUGGCAACCAGAAACGAGAGCGAGGAAACUUUCAUUUCCAGAGGGAGGAAUACAGCAUGGCUGCCAGAGCCUAUUGUAUGGCUCUGGAUGUGCUAACCACACACAGCCUAGAUGGUGGCGACGGCGGCAUGAAGACGGAGGAGGAGGAGGUGCGAGACUACCGGGUGAAGUGUUUGAACAACCUGGCCACUGCUCAGCUCAAACUGGAGCAGUACUGCGAGGCACUGCACACCAGCCGCGACGUUCUGACCCUCGAGCCAAACAAUGUCAAGUCUCUUUACCGGGUGGGAAAGCUCCAGUCAGACAUGGGUGAAUACAAAGAGGCGAUGGAAAUGCUAAAAAGAGCAUUGAAACUGGAGCCGGCCACCAAGGCGAUCCACGUCGAGUUAUCUAAACUCGUCCAAAGGCAAUCGGGCGGCAAAGAUACUCAGGAAUGGAAAGCUAAACCAGCAGAGCUGCUUGGGGAGAAUAUCAAACCUUUUCUGAUUCCUUCUAAAAAUAAACCAUCUGGAAUUUCCUGGAAGUUUAUACUCCUAGCUUUGGUUGUGGCCUUGGGCAGCUUAGUGACAUCAAUGAUCCUGACUGCAAGAAACUGAAAUCCUCAACAGGAAGCACUUUGAAAAGCCUAAUCACCAUCGUCAUCAUCAGCAAAGUUUGGGCUCCAUUUUUCGUUAGUUCACUUGAAAAAAAGUUUUCUACUGUGAAGAUGAGAAGGUAUGCAACGCAGCCUAAAGUUGUAUUAAUGGUAGAACAAAGUUUCACUGAAAAGGUGU